Molecule: messenger RNA, 485 nt
Organism: Anopheles merus
Lineage: Eukaryota; Metazoa; Arthropoda; Insecta; Diptera; Culicidae
Product: histone H2A
Exons: 1
Coding region: 70-444 (124 amino acids)
Cellular component (GO): nucleosome
Molecular function (GO): structural constituent of chromatin; DNA binding; protein heterodimerization activity
Source: RefSeq, a predicted model, not a curated record
AGACCCUUCUCAAAGAGAACAUCGUGUUGCUCGUGAUCCGUUACAAACGUUCCCCAAUAAAAUCUAACCAUGUCUGGCCGUGGAAAGGGAGGAAAGGUAAAGGGAAAGGCAAAGUCCCGUUCCAACCGUGCCGGUCUUCAGUUCCCCGUUGGCCGUAUUCAUCGUCUCCUGCGCAAGGGUAACUAUGCCGAGCGCGUCGGUGCCGGAGCGCCCGUGUAUCUGGCAGCCGUCAUGGAAUACUUGGCCGCUGAAGUGCUUGAGUUGGCCGGAAACGCUGCCCGUGACAACAAGAAGACGCGCAUCAUCCCGCGUCAUCUGCAGCUGGCCAUCCGCAACGACGAGGAGUUGAACAAGCUGCUGUCCGGAGUAACCAUCGCUCAGGGUGGUGUGCUGCCCAACAUUCAGGCCGUGCUGCUGCCCAAGAAGACCGAAAAGAAGGCUUAAACUGUGUAACAAAGCUUCCUUCAUCUCAAACCCAAAACCGU